ACGACUCGAAACAUGUUUCUUAUAGGUUUUCGACAAUGCUCUUUCCAGUGGCAUCGUUUUUAAAUAUUGAGAAAGUUUUCUGAAGGGUUUUCCAGAGACCGGAUCUCUGGAAAACUCCUUAGAAAACCUUUUCAAAACCCAACUCUCAUACCAUUAGAAAGAGGAUCAUGAAAAACCUAUAAAAAAAUGGUUCAUGAAAUUUUAGUUCACUCAUAAAGCUAAAGUCCGCCUGGUCUAGCAAAAAAUGCCCACUGUGGGCAGUAACACAACUACCAGCUCAUUAUGUUAUCAUUGAGAAUCUCAUUCAAUCCAGUAAACAACAUUUUGAAGACACCAAAUCAAUGAUUAACGAUCAUAAAGAGCAUCUUGAUAAUCAUAUGCGCAUUAUGGAUAAACAUAAAGAACAAUUUGACAGCCAUAUGAAGAGUAUUGAUAAACAUCACCAAACAUUUAAACUAACCUAUUCAAUAUUGGGUUUGUUCAUCAUCGUAUUACUAUUGGUAUUACUUAUUAUUCUAUCUUGUUUAUGUAAAAAAUAUAUACAUUGUAAAGACUUAAGUCAUGCUCAACGCUUCUUAGAUCUAAUAAGAUUUAAUAUACAACAACAAGCACCAGCACAACGUUCAAAUACUACACAAGAUAUAGCAACAAUUGAUAAUCAUGCAUUAACAAGAGAUUUGUCAAAUGCUUUCGCUUAG
Molecule: messenger RNA, 698 nt
Organism: Didymodactylos carnosus
Lineage: Eukaryota; Metazoa; Rotifera; Eurotatoria; Philodinida; Philodinidae
Source: the annotation of a GenBank genome assembly